Chironomus riparius is the source of this 1545-nucleotide messenger RNA. The record is from the annotation of a GenBank genome assembly. NCBI's taxonomy places the organism in Eukaryota, Metazoa, Arthropoda, Insecta, Diptera, Chironomidae.
AUGGUGAAUGUAAAUUAUACUUCCUUCCUGAUUCAACGCCCCGAAGCACUUCCGAUAACUUCAAUCAUGUCAUUGCCAUUGACAAUUGAAGACUUACUAGAGUCGGAUAACAGAGACUUACUAGAGUCGAAUAACAGAGACUUACAAGAGUCGGAUAACAGAGACUUACUAGAGUCGGAUAACACAGACUUACUAGAGUUGGAUAACAGAGGCUUACUGGAGUCGGAUAAGAGAGACUUACAAGAGUCGGAUAACAGAGACUUACUAGAGUCGGAUAACAGAGACUUACUAGAGUCGGAUAACACAGACUUACUAGAGUUGGAUAACAGAGGCUUACUGGAGUCGGAUAAGAGAGACUUACAAGAGUCGGAUAACAGAGACUUACUAGAGUUGGAUAACAGAGGCUUACUGGAGUCGGAUAAGAGAGACUUACAAGAGUCGGAUAACAGAGACUUACUAGAGUCGGAUAACAGAGCCUUACUAGAGUCGGAUAACAGAGACUUACUAGAGUCGAAUAACAGAGACUUACAAGAGUCGGAUAACAGAGACUUACUAGAGUCGGAUAACACAGACUUACUAGAGUUGGAUAACAGAGGCUUACUGGAGUCGGAUAAGAGAGACUUACAAGAGUCGGAUAACAGAGACUUACUAGAGUCGGAUAACAGAGACUUACUAGAGUCGGAUAACACAGACUUACUAGAGUUGGAUAACAGAGGCUUACUGGAGUCGGAUAAGAGAGACUUACAAGAGUCGGAUAACAGAGACUUACUAGAGUUGGAUAACAGAGGCUUACUGGAGUCGGAUAAGAGAGACUUACAAGAGUCGGAUAACAGAGACUUACUAGAGUCGGAUAACAGAGCCUUACUAGAGUCGGAUAACAGAGACUUACUAGAGUCGAAUAACAGAGACUUACAAGAGUCGGAUAACAGAGACUUACAAGAGUCGGAUAACACAGACUUACUAGAGUCGGAUAACAGAGACUUACUAGAGUCGGAUAACAGAGACUUACUAGAGUCGAAUAACAGAGACUUACAAGAGUCGGAUAACAGAGACUUACUAGAGUCGGAUAACACAGACUUACUAGAGUUGGAUAACAGAGGCUUACUGGAGUCGGAUAAGAGAGACUUACAAGAGUCGGAUAACAGAGACUUACUAGAGUCGGAUAACAGAGACUUACUAGAGUCGGAUAACACAGACUUACUAGAGUUGGAUAACAGAGGCUUACUGGAGUCGGAUAAGAGAGACUUACAAGAGUCGGAUAACAGAGACUUACUAGAGUUGGAUAACAGAGGCUUACUGGAGUCGGAUAAGAGAGACUUACAAGAGUCGGAUAACAGAGACUUACUAGAGUCGGAUAACAGAGCCUUACUAGAGUCGGAUAACAGAGACUUACUAGAGUCGGAUAACAGAGACUUACUAGAGUCGAAUAACAGAGACUUACAAGAGUCGGAUAACAGAGACUUACUAGAGUUGGAUAACAGAGACUUACUGGAGUCGGAUAAGAGAGACUUACAAGAGUCGUAUAAUAGAGACUUACUAGAGUAG